AUAAUAGAUGACCAUUUUACCUAUUUUACGCAAUUCUUUCCGACUUCUAUAUUUUCGUUAUAAUUUUGUAUUAAUUAGUUAUCAUGGCUGACUUUAUAAAACUAUCGAUCUUCGGAACUGUUUUUGAAGUCACAACAAGAUAUGUGGAUCUUCAACCGGUUGGCAUGGGAGCCUUUGGUCUAGUUUGCUCUGCAAAGGACCAACUUACCGGUACAAACGUUGCAAUAAAGAAGAUCAUGAAACCUUUUAGUACUCCCGUUCUUUCAAAGAGGACAUAUCGUGAACUUAAACUAUUGAAACAUUUGAAACAUGAGAAUAUUAUUAGUUUAAGUGACAUUUUUAUUUCUCCGUUAGAAGAUAUAUAUUUUGUUACAGAAUUGCUGGGAACCGAUUUACACAGACUUUUGACAUCUCGUCCAUUGGAAAAACAAUUCAUUCAAUACUUUUUGUAUCAGAUAUUGCGAGGGCUGAAGUAUGUCCAUUCUGCUGGUGUUGUGCAUAGGGAUUUGAAACCAAGUAAUAUUUUGGUUAAUGAAAAUUGUGAUUUGAAGAUCUGUGAUUUCGGACUUGCACGUCUUCAGGAUCCCCAAAUGACUGGUUAUGUUUCAACAAGAUAUUAUAGAGCUCCGGAAAUCAUGCUUACAUGGCAAAAGUAUGAUGUGGCAGUUGAUAUUUGGAGUGCGGGAUGCAUCUUUGCUGAAAUGUUAGAAGGAAAACCUUUAUUCCCAGGAAAAGACCAUGUCAAUCAAUUUUCAAUUAUCACUGAAUUACUUGGAACGCCACCUGAUGAUGUAAUUCAAACUAUUUGUAGUGAGAAUACACUUCGCUUUGUGCAAUCUUUGCCAAAACGCGAAAAAGUUCCUUUUUCUCAAAAAUUUAUGAACGCCGAACCUGAAGCAUUAGAUUUACUUGAAAGAAUGCUAGUUUUUGACCCGAGGAAGCGUAUCACUGCUGAGCAAGCGUUGGCGCAUAAAUAUUUAGAACCAUAUCACGAUGAAUCUGACGAACCUAUUGCAGAUGAGCCUUUUGAUUGGUCCUUUAAUGAUGCAGAUCUACCUGUUGAUGAAUGGAAGGUGAAGAUGUAUCAUGAAAUUUUGGAUUUUCAUAAUGUAGAUGGCCAAAAUUAUGCGGAUAAUUCAGAAAUUCAAAAAUCUUUUCAGUAAAUUUAACUUUUUAAAUACAUACACUUACAUAUAGUUGCGAUUAUUUUUACCGAAAAAAUUUGAAAAAUUAAACAAAAAAAAAAAUUUAUUUAUUUAUUACUUUAUAUAAUUAUUUAAUUAUGAUAUAAUAAUCACAUAAUUUAUAUAUUGCAAAUAGUUCCCUGAAGCAUAUAUUUUAAAAUAAACUUCUUUUGUUUAUAGAUUAAUA
Messenger RNA from Rhizophagus irregularis DAOM 181602=DAOM 197198, 1371 nucleotides. RefSeq names its product MAPK protein hog1. Gene Ontology annotation, molecular function: ATP binding; MAP kinase activity. The record is from RefSeq and is a predicted model, not a curated record. Lineage: Eukaryota; Fungi; Glomeromycota; Glomeromycetes; Glomerales; Glomeraceae. Gene Ontology annotation, cellular component: cytoplasm; nucleus. Gene Ontology annotation, biological process: osmosensory signaling pathway; stress-activated MAPK cascade; cellular response to oxidative stress.